UCAGAAUCAGUCCGAAAAAGUCAGUCUAGGUGGAAGCAGCAAGCGGAAGUUAGUAAAAAAAGAUUUUACCAGGAUACACCAGGGAUUUCAGCAAUGCGUAGGCCAGAUCUGCUGCUCUUGGUCUCGGCCUUAGUGCUGAGUGCGGCAGUUGCUCUUCCCACGAGUAGGGUAGAAACCGAGGAGGCGGAUUACUCUGAGCAGCAACUUGAGCUGCUGAGUGAAGUCGAGGACUCCGACGAACAGAUGGGCGGUAUCGAUAAGGUUAUCCACAGACGAGCCGCCAGGAGCGACAGCAGUUCUUUAGAGGCGCUCAAAGCCGGUGCCGAGGAAAAGGUCACGAACAAUGCUGACAGCUCCGGGGAAUCUUCUUCGUCGGAGGAGGAUCAAAUAGACGGGUCCCAAGCCACAGAGUCCUCUGCCAGAAGGCGUAGGUCCGAUGAAAGGUAUAGGAAUCUAACCCUCCUAGCCACCAUUUGCCCAAAAGCUGAUACGAGCCAUUUAGAGAAGGGCAGUACCUUAGAUAGUAGAAUUGAAAUAAAGGAUUUUUACGAGUUGUGUGCCUCCUUACAGGACUGGAAAUGAAGCGAAUGAGUUUUGACAAAAAACCGUGUAAAAGGCAACCUAUAUAUAUGAAAAAUUCAAAUAAAACCCCAAGCUGACCACA
Molecule: messenger RNA, 664 nt
Organism: Drosophila biarmipes
Lineage: Eukaryota; Metazoa; Arthropoda; Insecta; Diptera; Drosophilidae
Exons: 1
Coding region: 94-582 (162 amino acids)
Source: RefSeq, a predicted model, not a curated record